CAAGUUUAAGGUUAAGUCAUGUCACUCAUGUCAGCAGCAGAAGUGCAAAAGUCAAAAUAAAUAACUUGUUGGAAAUGGUUUUUUAUCCACACUAAAAAUUAUUUUUUGAAUUUUGUCUGUCCAUCUUAACCAACCAUGAAAACUCGAUUUAACACAUACGAUAUCGUAUGUGUUACAGAAGAAUUGCAAAAGUUAAUUGGUAUGAGAGUUAAUAAUAUAUAUGAUAUUGAUAACAAGACUUACUUAAUAAGACUACAAAGGACUGAAGAAAAACAAGUUUUACUACUUGAAUCUGGUAAUCGUUUUCAUCUAACUAAUUUUGAAUGGCCUAAAAAUAUUGCUCCCUCUGGUUUCAGCAUGAAAAUGAGAAAGCAUUUAAAAAACAAACGCUUGGAGUCUCUAACCCAACUGGGAACAGACAGGAUUGUAGACCUUCAAUUUGGAACUGGAGAAGCUGCCUAUCAUGUCAUUUUGGAAUUAUAUGAUAGGGGUAAUAUUUUACUGACAGAUUAUGAACACACAAUUUUGUAUGUUCUUAGACCUCAUGUAGAAGGGGAUAAAAUAAAAUUUGCAGUAAAAGAAAAAUAUCCUCAAGGCAGGGCUAGAGAAGGUGGUGUAAUUUCUAAAGAGCAACUUUUAGAACUUUUAACCAAGGCUAAAGCUGGAGACCAGCUAAAGAAAGUUCUUGUUUCUAAUUUAGAAUAUGGUCCUGCUCUGUUGGAACAUGUCCUAGUUCAACACAAUUUUCCAAAUUCUACCAAAAUUGGAAAGAAUUUUGAUCCAGUUGAAAAUCUUGAUAAAGUUUUUCAAACGAUUUUAGAUGCCGAAAAUAUUUUUCAAAAUUCCAAAGUUGGCCACACUAAGGGUUAUAUUCUCCAGAAAAAAAUUGAGCGUGCUAAGUCAGAAACGACCCCAAAUGGCGAAUUUUAUGAAAACCAAGAAUUUCAUCCAAUGCUCUUUGAACAGCACAAAGAAAUGCCUUUUAAAGAAUUUCCAACAUUUAACGAAGCAAUAGAUGAAUUCUUCUCUUCACUAGAAAGUCAAAAAAUUGAGCUUAAAGCUGUUCAGCAGGAACGAGAGGCAAUGAAAAAAUUGGAAAAUGUAAGGAAAGAUCACGAUCAAAGAUUGGUAGCUUUGGAACAAACUCAAGCUGUUGAUAAGCAAAAAGCUGAAUUGAUUACUAGAAAUCAAGAAUUAGUAGAUAAAUCCAUUACAGCUAUACAGACUCUCUUAGCAAAUCAGUUAUCAUGGGAAGAUAUUACUGAUAUGGUAAAAGAAGCUGCAUCUAAAGGAGAUCCCGUAGCAAAGCAAAUCAAACAACUGAAACUUGAAAUAAACCACAUCACUUUACAAUUGUGUGAUCCUUAUGCUGAUCCGUUUGAUGGUAAUGAUUCUGACGUUGAGAAUGAUGCCUUACCCACAAUGGUUGUUGAUGUGGAUUUAGCAUUGUCCGCGUUUGCUAAUGCAAGAAAGUAUUAUGAUCAGAAACGUUCAGCGGCAAAGAAACAACAGAAAACAAUAGAGUCACAAAGCAAAGCUUUAAAAUCUGCCGAAAAGAAAACUAAACAAACUCUGAAAGAAGUUCAAGCAAUAAUCAACAUUAAUAAGGCGCGAAAGACUUACUGGUUUGAAAAGUUCUUCUGGUUCAUCAGUUCUGAAAAUUAUCUCGUUAUCGGUGGUAGGGAUCAACAACAAAAUGAACUUAUAGUUAAAAGAUACAUGAAACCAACAGAUGCCUAUGUUCACGCUGAUAUUCAUGGUGCCAGUAGCGUUAUUAUAAAGAAUCCAACUGGUAACCCAAUACCUCCAAAAACGUUAAAUGAAGCGGGAAUAAUGGCUAUAUGUUACAGUGUUGCCUGGGAAGCAAAAGUAGUUACAAAUGCAUACUGGGUGUGGGGCGAUCAAGUAAGCAAGACAGCACCAACUGGUGAAUACCUAACCACUGGUAGUUUCAUGAUUAGAGGCAAAAAGAACUUUUUACCACCUGCUCAUCUUAUUCUUGGAUUGAGUUUUCUGUUUCGCUUAGAAGAUGGAAGCAUCGAAAGACACAAAGGAGAGAGGAAAGUGCUUACUGCAAAUGAAGAGGAUGCACUCAGUGUAGCAGAUAGUGAGAUGAGCAAAGAUGAAGUCGAGGUUGAAAUAUUAGAUGAAAGUGAUGAAGAUGAGUUGCUUAGAGAUUCAAAGCAGGAAGAGAUUCAGAUAUCAGCCGAAUCAAAAGAAAUAGAUGUUGAAAAAUCCGAAAAGGUUUCGUCCGAUUCAGAUGAUGAAGAAAGCUCUAUAUUUCCUGAUACGCAGAUAAAAAUUCAACAUUCUUCGGGAAACAAGAAUCUGAUCACACAGACAUCCAGAAAUAUGGAAGAAGAGCCAAACGAAGAGAAUAUUGUGUACUUGGGUGAUAACAAACCAGUUGUGAUAAAACAAAACCAAACGAGAAGUAGAGGUAAUAGCGAAUCAAAAAAUAAGAAACCGCAAAAAGAGGAAAAAGUUGACACGAAAGCAGAUAAUAAACAAGUUAAGAGGGGCCAGAAGGGAAAAUUAAAGAAAAUUAAGGAAAAAUAUAAAGAUCAAGACGACGAAGAACGAAAGCUGCGAAUGGAAAUUUUGCAGUCUUCAGGUAUGGGCAAAGAUAUUAAAGAAACAAAGAAAACGAAGAAAAAUAAAGAAGCUAUAGAAAAGAUUAAGAAACAGGCUCAAAGAGGACCUAAAAACUUCACACCGAAGGAACCCAAUGAAGAUAUAGAUGACGACGAAACGGUAGUUCAAGCUGAUACAGACAUGAUCGAUGCUCUAACUGGAGUACCUGUUGCGGAGGAUGAAUUAUUAUUUGCAGUUCCUGUCAUAGCACCUUACAAUACUCUAUCAAACUAUAAGUUCAAAGUCAAAUUAACACCAGGUACGGCGAAACGAGGAAAAGCCGCUCGUACAGCUGUAGCUAUGUUCCUAAAGGAUCGUUCGAUAACCCAAAGGGAGAAGGAUAUACUUAAAGCUGUCAAAGAUGAACAACUUGCUAGAAACAUACCGGGAAAAGUGAAACUUUCCGCUCCAAAAUUGCAGAAUUUAAAAAAAUAGUUUUUUUUAAUCGUAUUGUUAAAUAAAUUGUUUAUAGUUUA
Diabrotica balteata is the source of this 3110-nucleotide messenger RNA. The record is from the annotation of a GenBank genome assembly. Lineage: Eukaryota; Metazoa; Arthropoda; Insecta; Coleoptera; Chrysomelidae.